This is a messenger RNA of Cucumis melo (muskmelon), 1809 nucleotides long. RefSeq names its product NAC domain-containing protein 100-like. The transcript has 3 exons. The record is from RefSeq and is a predicted model, not a curated record. NCBI's taxonomy places the organism in Eukaryota, Viridiplantae, Streptophyta, Magnoliopsida, Cucurbitales, Cucurbitaceae. The coding region runs from base 347 to 1462 and encodes 371 amino acids. Gene Ontology annotation, molecular function: DNA binding. Gene Ontology annotation, biological process: regulation of DNA-templated transcription.
CAAAAAAGAAGAAAAAAAUGAAAAAGGCUUAAAACUAACAUCAGCAAGAGUUGCCUUACAAACCACGUUUCUCUUGCUCUUAAAAACCCACUAUUUAGGGCUCUUCUGUUUCACAUUCUGCCUUUUUUUUUUUUUUUUUUUUUUUCUUUUUGGGUUUCUCCCCAUAACACAAUAUCCAUCUUUCACUUCUCUUUUCUUUUCUUUUUCCUCAAAACCCUUUUUUCUUAACCGUUUCUUUCUCUUUUCCCUUUUUCUCUCUUAUUAAAACUCGUUUUAAAGCUGUGUAUCUUCUCACAAAUUCCUAUACAUCUAUUCAUCUCUUUCUAAAAACCUUAACUUUUAAAGCAUGGCUGCUGCUGCUGCUGCUGCUGUUGUUAAUAAACAAGAUCAUUUGGAAUUGCCCCCUGGUUUUCGAUUUCAUCCAACUGAUGAAGAACUCAUUUCUCAUUACUUGUUUGAGAAAGUUAUGGAUAGUAGUUUCUGCUGCAGAGCAAUUGGUGAUGUUGAUCUUAACAAAUCCGAGCCUUGGGAUUUGCCUUGGAAGGCGAAAAUGGGAGAAAAAGAGUGGUAUUUUUUUUGUGUUAGAGAUAGAAAAUACCCAACUGGAUUGAGGACGAACAGAGCAACUGAAGCUGGGUACUGGAAAGCUACUGGAAAAGAUAAAGACAUUUAUAGAGGAAAAUCUCUUGUGGGUAUGAAGAAAACUUUGGUUUUUUAUAGAGGAAGAGCUCCAAAAGGUGAAAAAUCUGAUUGGGUUAUGCAUGAAUAUCGAUUAGAGGGUAAACUCUCUGCUUUAAACCUCCCAAAAACUGCCAAGAAUGAGUGGGUGAUUUGUAGAGUAUUUCAGAAGAAUUCAAGUGGGAAAAAAGUGGAUAUUUCUGGGAUAUCGAAAUUGGGUCCUUUUGGGAAUGAAUUUAGCCAUUCAAUUCUUCCUCCAUUAACAGAUUCAUUACCAUUUAAUGGAGAAACCAAACGCCCUGUUGUUCAAUUGGCUAAUAACAAUAACGUGCCCUGCUUCUCCAUCGCCAUAGAUUCUCAAACAAAACUCGAACCAAUGGCUUCUUCUUACAACAACAAUACUUCUUUAUUCUCUGCAAUCCCCAAUCCAAUCGAUUCAUUUCCUAGAAACCCACAUUCAAACUCAAUGUAUUCCCCUCCAAAUCAUACCUUCUCCCCCCUUCCUCCUCCAAAUCUCCAAUUCACAAACUCUCUCCUUUUACAAGACCAACAAUCUCUCCUCCGAGCUUUGAUUCAGAACGUCAAUGGCGGAAACACACUCAAAACAGAGAGAGAAAAAAUCAGUAUCUCCCAAGAAACCUGCCUCACCACCGAUGUCAACAACGAAAUUUCAUCCGUUUUUCCAAAUCUUGAAAUGGGUCGAAGGCCGCCGUUUGAUACUUCCCAAGAACCUCCACCGGGUCCCAUGGCACCGAUCGACCUCGACGGGUUCUGGAAUUACUGAAAUUAACACAUCAGCCAGAUGAAGCUGAAGAAUUAAAAAAAAAAUUAUAUAUAUAUAUACACACACACACACACAUAUAAUAAAUGGGAAUUUUGGGAUUUGGUUUAGUUAUAGAAUGUGGGUGUUUAUUUGUCUAGAUUAUCAAAGAAUCAAAGUAAAUGUGUGGAAAUUAAGGUCAAUUAAUAUUAGAAUUGUAUGAAGAGAGAAGGUGGGGUUGGUUUUGUGUUGAAAUUAUGAUUGGAAGAUAUUUGGGAAAGAAAAAUGAAAAUGAAGACUUGAAAGAAUAGGAUUGAUUCAGUCGGUGGAUAACUAAUCUACUCUUUGUUUAAUAAUAUUUCUUUCUGUCC